AUGCAUGGUAAGUUACUCGGUGUUGAUUUUGGCACUUCUCACUUUGUCAAUUUUGCUGCUUCCCUUGGUGUUGCCUCCCCUGCCACCACCACCCUUGUUGCUUCUCUUUGUUCCCGUUUUCAUCAUGGUGCUUCUCUUUCUCUUCGCCUUUUCACCUUCCACACUGCCAAACAUGGCUGUCCUUACAUCGUGAUGUUGUGUGCCAUGGUGUUGUUGUAG
This is a messenger RNA of Sphenostylis stenocarpa, 219 nucleotides long. NCBI's taxonomy places the organism in Eukaryota, Viridiplantae, Streptophyta, Magnoliopsida, Fabales, Fabaceae. The record is from the annotation of a GenBank genome assembly.